This is a messenger RNA of Lactuca saligna, 1422 nucleotides long. Lineage: Eukaryota; Viridiplantae; Streptophyta; Magnoliopsida; Asterales; Asteraceae. The record is from the annotation of a GenBank genome assembly.
AUGGCAUCCCAAUCAUCUACAGUGCGUGAUGUCGAUUUUGGAGGAUUUACAUACAAAGAGUUUCUUUUGUGGCUUAGGAAUUUAACCAAUGGAAGUUGUGAUAAUGUGUACUACUAUAGUAGAAAGGAAACCUUAGGUGAGGGUAUUAUAAGAAUCGACAAUGAUGCUGAUUAUUGGGAGUUUGUUGAAGCUACUUAUACUCCUGAAGCUGAGUUGGAUGUCUACAUUGACCACCAAAAUGAUCCAAUCCUUGAUUGGGCUGAAAAUGAGGUGUUAUCAGAUGGCAACGAAGAAGAGGAUGACAAUGAAGAAGAGGAUCACAAGGAAGAAGAGGAUGACAGUGAUAAAUGUGAUAACUUGGAUGAUAUUAUCGGAUAUGAGCAUGAAGUUGAUGAAGAAGUCCAUACCUUUAACAAAACUAUUGGUGAUGAUUUUUUAAACAAACUUUCAGUUAUUGGUAAGCUUAGUGAUGAUGAUGAACAUAAUGAUGGAAAAGAUGAUAAGGUUGUAUUCCCUGUCCAUGAUGAGAAUCAAGAAUUGGAUAAGAUGGUGCCAAUUCUAGGUAUGAAGUUUGCUAACCCAAUGCAAUUGAAGCUAUGUAUAACCAAUUAUACAGUGAAGAAUGGGUAUGAUUUGGGCUAUGAAAAAAGUGAUCAUAACAGAUUACUGGUGAAAUGUUGUAAGGGUAAGAAGAACAAGAAGAAUAAAGUGGAGAGUAAGGAAACAUGGAAGUGGUUUGUUGACCUUCUCCUUGAUGACAUUGGAAUGGGAAAUGGACAUGGGUUGACAUUAAUUUCAGACCAACACAAAGGAUUACUUGAGGCUGUCAAGGAAAGGGUGCUUGCAGUAGAGCAUAGACAAUGUGACAGACACAUAUGUGCUAACUUCAUGAAAAAAUUCAAGGGUCAACAGUUCAGUAAAUGUUUCUGAGAUCCAGGGCAUAACAAAGCAAAAUGUUCUCAAAAACCAAUUGGGGAAUCAUCUAAUCCAAAGCCAAAGUCAAAAAUUAAAAAAGCCAAAAAAGAAGGUAAAGUGAAGGUUGAAUUAGUUCAAGAAGUUGAUGUGGAAAGUGAUAGUGAUAGUGAAGUUCAAAGGGAGCCUGAUAGUGAGGCGGGGUCUUAUGAAGUUGAUUUUGAAGAGGGCAAUCAAACAUAUGAAGAUGUAGACCAACCUGAGGUUGAAGCUGAAGUUGGAGGGGUUGAAGCACAUGUUGAAGUUGGAGGGGUUGAAGAACAGGUUGAAGUUGAAGCACGGGUUGAAGCACUUGUUGAAGUUGAAGUUGAAGAAGGUGAAUACCAAGUUGCAGUUGUAGAUCAAGUUGAAGUUGAAGUUCAAGGACGGGGUGAAGGUCAAGAAGGUGAAGAACUUGUUGUACUUCCAGAUCCAGUUGGACAAGAUGACCAAGGACAGGCUGCACUUUAA